AAAGAAAGCGUCUGUCCCAGGGGAGGAAAGGCGUCUGAAGGGGCAGAGCCUGCUGCUACCUGCAGGGUGCUCCCCAACCCCCCACCCAGGCGCCCGCUUUCGUCCUCUCCCCUCCUGCUUUCGUCCCCUGCCCCCACCUCCUCAUUGGUGCUGGUUUGCAGCGCUUGGCUCCUGCGCCUCUGCUUCGUGUUUGAAUCUGGCUCGCCCCUCCAUAUUAUGUCUGCACUCCGAAGGAAAUUUGGGGACGAUUAUCAGGUAGUGACCACUUCGUCGAGCGGCUCGGGCUUGCAGCCCCAGGGGCCAGGGCAGGGUCCGCAGCAGCAGCUUGUACCCAAGAAGAAGCGGCAGAGGUUCGUGGACAAGAACGGCCGGUGCAAUGUGCAGCACGGGAACCUGGGCAGCGAGACCAGUCGCUACCUCUCAGACCUCUUCACCACCCUGGUGGACCUCAAGUGGCGUUGGAACCUCUUCAUUUUCAUCCUCACCUACACCGUGGCCUGGCUCUUCAUGGCGUCCAUGUGGUGGGUGAUCGCUUAUACUCGGGGCGACCUAAACAAAGCCCAUGUAGGCAACUACACUCCCUGUGUGGCCAAUGUCUAUAACUUCCCCUCCGCCUUCCUCUUCUUCAUCGAGACCGAAGCCACCAUCGGCUAUGGCUACCGCUACAUCACCGACAAGUGCCCCGAGGGCAUCAUCCUUUUCCUUUUCCAGUCCAUCCUGGGAUCCAUCGUGGACGCUUUCCUCAUAGGCUGCAUGUUCAUUAAGAUGUCCCAGCCCAAGAAGCGCGCCGAGACCCUCAUGUUUAGCGAGCAUGCGGUGAUCUCCAUGAGGGACGGAAAACUCACUCUCAUGUUCCGGGUGGGCAACCUGCGCAACAGCCACAUGGUAUCCGCUCAGAUCCGCUGCAAGCUGCUCAAGUCUCGGCAGACACCUGAGGGUGAAUUCCUUCCCCUUGACCAACUUGAACUGGAUGUAGGUUUUAGUACAGGGGCAGAUCAACUUUUUCUUGUGUCCCCUCUCACAAUUUGCCACGUGAUUGAUGCCAAAAGCCCCUUUUAUGACCUAUCCCAGCGAAGCAUGCAGACUGAACAAUUUGAGGUUGUCGUCAUCCUAGAAGGCAUCGUGGAAACGACGGGGAUGACUUGUCAAGCUCGGACAUCAUACACUGAGGAUGAAGUUCUUUGGGGUCAUCGUUUUUUUCCUGUAAUUUCUUUAGAAGAAGGUUUCUUUAAAGUUGAUUACUCCCAGUUCCAUGCAACAUUUGAAGUCCCCACCCCUCCGUACAGUGUUAAAGAGCAGGAAGAAAUGCUUCUUAUGUCCUCGCCUUUAAUAGCACCAGCCAUAACCAACAGCAAAGAAAGACAUAAUUCAGUGGAGUGCUUAGAUGGACUAGAUGACAUUAGCACAAAACUUCCAUCAAAGCUGCAGAAAAUUACUGGGAGAGAAGACUUUCCCAAAAAACUCCUGAGGAUGAGUUCUACAACUUCAGAAAAAGCCUAUAGUUUGGGUGAUUUGCCCAUGAAACUUCAACGAAUAAGUUCAGUUCCUGGCAACUCUGAGGAAAAACUGGUCUCUAAAACCACCAAGAUGUUAUCUGACCCCAUGAGCCAGUCUGUGGCAGAUUUGCCACCAAAGCUUCAAAAAAUGGCUGGAGGACCUGCCAGGAUGGAAGGGAAUCUUCCAGCCAAACUAAGAAAAAUGAACUCUGACCGCUUCACAUAGCAAACAUCUCUUUAGGCAUUAUUUAAUGUUUUGAUUUAGUAUUAGUCCAAGAUUUGGCUUACAAGAUAAUCCUCCCUAGGAAAAUUGAGAGGUCUAUCCAGUCCAGAAAGUACAUUUGAGAACUCUUCAUCCCAGUGUUGUUACAUUGCAGAUCAUGAGUUAUGAAGGGAGGCCAUCAUAAGAAAGUUAUUAGUGGGCAUGUAUUAUCACAUCAAGCAUGCAAUAAUGUGCAAAUUUUGCAUUUAGUUUUAUGGCAUGAUUUAUAUAUGGCAUAUUUAUAUUGAAUAUUAUGGAAAAAAGAUAUAUAAAUAUAUAUUUGAAGUGGAGAUAUUCUCCCCAUAAUUUCUAAUAUAUGUUUAAGCCAAACAUCAGUGGAUAGCUUUCAGGGCACUAAAAUUACAUAUAUAUACAUACACACAAUUGAACACACACAUGCACAUACACACAUACAUAACAUACCCAUAUAAACAUAUAUAUCUAAUAAAAAUUGUGAUGUUUUGUUCAAAUUUGUAUUUCUUGUGCAUGUUUACUUUAUUAGACUAGGAAGGCUGCUGGCAUUGAUUAUGAAAACCAAAUAUUUUAGCCUUAAAUUAUUUGUUAUUUAAAAAUCUGAUUUAAUGUUUUCUGCUGUUAAGGUCAUGGAAUCUUUCAACUGUACUUUAUCAAGAAAGAUUUUUCAGAAGUCUGUGGUAUUCAUGGUACCGCAGAGACAUCCUUAUUAUGUAUUUAAUUUGUACAUUUUAGGGUGUGCCAGUAACUGGUACACAACAUUGAACUUUUCUUCUGAUUUUUAGAAGUCACUAGAACUGUUGUUGGGUAAAUAAAAGUCUAUUAAUUCAUCAAUUAGUCUUUUCCUAGACUAUAUCUUUAAGUUGGAUUUGUACACAGUCUAAUAAAAAUAUGAGCUCUGAACAAAUGCUGAAUCAUUGCAAUAGUCAGUAGCAAGGUUAUAUUUGAAUAUUUGAGUUU
Messenger RNA from Phodopus roborovskii (desert hamster), 2691 nucleotides. RefSeq names its product potassium inwardly rectifying channel subfamily J member 3 (gene Kcnj3). Gene Ontology annotation, cellular component: plasma membrane. Bases 217 to 1722 code for a protein of 501 amino acids. The record is from RefSeq and is a predicted model, not a curated record. The transcript has 3 exons. NCBI's taxonomy places the organism in Eukaryota, Metazoa, Chordata, Mammalia, Rodentia, Cricetidae. Gene Ontology annotation, molecular function: G-protein activated inward rectifier potassium channel activity. Gene Ontology annotation, biological process: regulation of monoatomic ion transmembrane transport; potassium ion import across plasma membrane.